Molecule: messenger RNA, 942 nt
Organism: Fusarium graminearum PH-1
Lineage: Eukaryota; Fungi; Ascomycota; Sordariomycetes; Hypocreales; Nectriaceae
Exons: 1
Coding region: 1-942 (313 amino acids)
Source: RefSeq, a predicted model, not a curated record
AUGCAGCAAGAUAUCGGGAUCUUGCAUGAGAAGCAACGUGAAAUUACUAGCCAAAACAGACAUCUCUGGGCAUACAACAGCCAGUUGAGAAGAGAUGUCUCGGAUCUUCGAACGCAACUUUCCUACACUGCCCAGGAUCUAGCUGCCCGAAUCCAGGAGCAGUCCAAUUUUGACCGAUUGGCGGGAUCAUACGAUAAAGAGACAAGACUCCAGGGAAGAAUCGAUGAACAGAAUGAAAUCAUCGAAAAGCUCCUUCAAGACAAAAUUGCCAACGCCAACCGCAUCCAAACACUCGAACGAAGCCAAAUCAAGGGCACUGAGCCGCCGCCGCAAAUCAUUGCAGAUGCGGAGCCGAAAAAGACAAAGUCACAGAAGAGGCGUGAACGGCGCCAGGCAGAAAACGAGGCAAGAUGCAAAGAACAGAGCGAGAAACGUGAGCGAAGGCGUGGAAGAAAUAACCUGAAGCGCGAGAAAAAUAAACUCAACAACCUCUCUACACCUGCUUCCGUUCCUGCUCCUGCUCAUACACCUGCUCAGCCAGUACGUGUAACUCGCAGCAACUCCAUCAAGGCGGAAGAAAUUGCGGAUUUGGAGCUUACCAACGACAACGCUGCGGCCGAGGAUAUAGUCUCGGAUCUACUACUCCUGGACGACAACAGUCACUCAAAGGAAGCGAUCGAGCAACUCAAACGCUACAUUGCCAAAUGCACGAGCAGGAAGAACUUACAUUCAUUUCUCCAAAACGGAACCAAGAACAGGUGCUUUUGUUUUCACGAGGUUGCAGCCAAGGGCAGCGGCGCUACUGAACAAUUGUUCCCGUCCGGAAAGUACUGCAAGGUCAAUGGCCCGUACUGCAAUGUUUUGGUCCAGGUUGUAGAGAUGGCUUCCGGAAACAGAUUGCGCGCCUUUUUCCCUUGGGGUGCCUACGCCCCCUACCACUAA